AGACUGACAGGAUGUAUUUUUUGUUGGACCUCUGUCAUAUAAAUUACAUUUUUUCUGAAAUCAUUGAGAGCAUUUCCUAAGAUGUUUUGGUCGGACAUUUAAAUCUAAAAAUGAAAACGGAAAAUAACAAUGGAAAGGGUUUUAACACGUUAAUAUCGGAAGAUCAACACGAUUUCAAGUUUCGAAGAAAAAGAACCAGAUGUAUACUUGCGGCUGUGGCAGUCGUCUGUUUAGUUGCCCUUGCAGUGGGAUUGAAAAAGAAAAACAAGUCUGGCGCACCACAUGGCGAUAUAGAAGGUGAUAUAGAAGCACAUGCCCGAAAGAGGUUUUUAUUUCAGGUAGAGUCAACAUCUGCUCCAUCACCAACGCAAGUUCCCGAAACUACAACAGCUAUAGAUAGGAUAUCAACCAGUCAAUCGUCAGCUACAACGGCUAAAGAUAGGUUAUCUACCCGUCCAUCUUCAACACCUGGCACUACGACACAGCCUGUUGAUUGGCUAUCUACUCCAUGUUCGAAUCUUUCAGCCGCACCUCAUUGUCCAUGGAGGCAGAAUCCUUUGCUGCUUGUGUCCCUGGACGGAUUUCAGGCAGAAUAUUUACUGAGAAAUCUAACGCCAACUAUAGAGAAACUACGAGACUGUGGGGUUCAUACGCCAUACAUGAGAGCUGUAUAUCCAACACUGACUUUCCCUAACCAUUACACCAUUGUCACGGGGCUGUACCCGGAGUCGCAUGGCAUUGUGAGUAACAGUAUGUAUGACCCACAUAUCAAUGCAUCUUUCUCAAUAGGAGGUCGGGAAAAAUUGAACUCUGCGUGGUGGGGUGGAGAGCCGCUAUGGGUAACUGCUAAAAAGCACGGCAAAAAGACAGCCUCCUUUUUCUGGGUUGGAAGUGAAAUGAACAAUUCAGGGAUGCAGCCGGAUAUCUGGAUACCUUACAAUGGGAGUAUCACUUACGAAGAUCGUGUUGACACGGUGUUAGGAUGGCUAGACAUGCCUGACAAAGAAAGACCCGAGUUUAUUACACUUUAUUUCGACGAACCAGAUCACGAUGGUCAUUGGUCAGGGCCCAACAGCGAAAAGGUUAACUCUGUGCUAGGGCGGAUGGAUACUAUAAUUCGUAGGUUAAUGGACGGGCUGCUCAGGCGUAAUAUGGACCACUGCGUCAACUUGAUUGUCCUUGCUGAUCAUGGCAUGGCAGACACAUCAUGUGAGAGACAGGUCGUGUUAGAUAAGUAUCUAGAUGGUGUUGACGACAUGUUGAUAUACUCUGGCACUACAGGUCAUAUCAAUACAAAAUACAGAAAAGACAAUACAAUUGUAUACGAAAAUGAAAAUGUUGUACCAACAGAAGACGUCAUUAAAUCUCUGCAAUGUAAGAAUUCUCAUCUAAACAUCUUCUCAAAAUCGUCGCUACCUGCCCGGCAUCACUAUGCUAACAACGACAGAAUUGGCAAUGUUGUCCUUGACAUCGAACAAUCCUGGCUGGUAUACCCAACAAAACGAAAAAGUUGUCUAAAAGGAAACCACGGGUACGACAACAUAUAUAAAAGCAUGCACGCACUGUUUCUGGCUCAUGGUCCUGAUUUUAAACAAAAUGAAGCUGUAGAUCCUUUCGAAAACAUCGAGUUGUAUAAUUUGAUGGCUGAAAUCCUAAAGUUACAGCCUGCUCCAAACAAUGGAACAUCUGGAGCACUCAGCCACCUUCUACGAAAUCCUUUCAGUUCAUCUUCAGCACUUUCUUCUGCGUACCCAACUUGCACCGCCUCAUCAGAAAUAAAGUUGCUUGGUUGUGCCUGUAAUGAUACGAUACAACUGAAGCCGUCUAAUAAGUCCGGGAACGAAGUGUUUCCGUUCGGUGAACCUACUGUUGUACACGGUGAUGGUGCUUGCGUUCUCCAUGGAAACCACUUUUCUGCUUUCUACAGUAAAUUAUACAAAGCGCCAAUCUUAAGUUCAUACAGACUGACCGCAGACCAAGUUCGUAGUUACAGUGAUGAUACUGAUGACUGCCUAAUACCUGACCCAAGACUUAAUUCACAAGAUGAUCUUGACUGCUCGCAAUAUAAAGAUAUUAACAAAAGUAUAGACUUAGUUCGUCUCUUUAAUCCAGGUUUUGUGCUCAACGAUGGGAAAUCUGAAGCACAUUUAUCGUCAAACAAAGUUCCGAUGUACACAGGGUUUAGAGAUGGUAUUUGGUCUUACACUUGGCGUGUUUUAAAAGAAUACGCUAUCAAAUACAAAGCAAUUCAUGUGUCAGUUGGACCUAUCUAUGACUAUGAUUUUGAUAGUCAUGCGGAUACAACAUUAAGCAAUCAUACUAUAUAUGUAGACACAAACGAAGUCAUUCCAGUACCAAGCCAUUUCUACAUGAUACUGAUGAAAUGCUCCGAUAAACUAUCCGGCCAAUUAUCCGAAUGUAUUUCACCUGAAAAUGUUGACGUUUUACCUAUAAUUUUACCACACCAAAAUGGGACAAAUAAUUGUUUGACACACAAGGAUUUCCUGCUGAAUAAUGCUGCAAGAGUUCGAGAUAUCGAACACCUAACUGGUAUGAGAUUUUUAACAUCAUUUGGAAGGUCAGAGGGAGUCAGAUUACGAACUUUCCUUCCCCUGAAAAUGUGGCCUUCACCUUUAAUGACACCAUGGGAAGACUUACCCUGCCCGAUAGCGAACGCAGCUUGUCCAGCAGGAUCUAAACCGUUAUUGCUGAUUUCCUUAGAUGGGUUUCGAGCAGACUACCUAGGUCGACAUUUGACCCCUACAGUCGAGAGACUUGCUAAAUGUGGAGUGCACACACCUUACAUGAGAUCUGCCUACCCGACAGUUACAUUUCCAAACCACUACACGAUCGUUACCGGUCUGUAUCCAGAAAGUCACGGGAUUGUAUCAAACAAAAUGUAUGACGAAGACAUUGAUCAGAUAUUCUCUCUCUCCGCUAGAACAGCCAAGGACCCGAGAUGGUGGAAGGGAGAACCGUUAUGGAUAACUGCCAAGAAGCAAGGAUUGAAAACUGCUACGUACUUUUGGCCAGGCUCCGAUGUUAAUAUAUCAGGGAUGUAUCCAGAUAUAUGGAAAAGUUACGAUGGAAAAGCCGGAUACAGUCAGCGCGUAUACGAUGUUUUAGAUUGGCUAACCAUGCCAGAGAAAACCAGGCCUGAUUUUAUUACACUCUAUUUUGAUGAACCUGACCACGCCGGCCACAACAGCGGUCCAGAGAGUGAUGAAGUGAACGGACAGUUAGAGACUGUAGAUGAAUUGUUACAUAUUUUGAUGUCCAAUCUGUAUGAGAAAGGUCUUCAUAAUUGUAUCAACAUGAUCGUUCUAGCUGAUCACGGAAUGUCACCACAAAGCUGUGAGAGGAAGGUCAGUUUGAAAGAUUUCUAUCCAAAUAUAGAGAAUAUGCUCAUGUUUGAAAGGGUGUUUGGACAAAUAUUUCCACAGUUUCAGAACGAUGAUAGAUACAAUGCUCACAGACUGAAUACAUCCUUUCAGUCAGAGGAGAUAGUGCAGAGUUUAAUGUGCAAACAUUCAGCAAUGAAGGUGUUCACUAAAGACACUAUGCCAAGACGCCACCAUUAUACAAACUCUAACAGAAUUGGACAAGUUUCUAUUGAUAUGAAGGAUGGGUGGCUAGUGUUGAGUGAUAGGACACAUUGGUGCACGGGUGGAAAUCACGGAUGGGAUAACACAUAUAAGAACAUGCAUGCAUUAUUCCUUGCCCACGGGCCAGCUUUCAAAGAUAAUUUUACGGCAGAACCGUUUGAAAAUAUAGAAUUAUACGAUCUAAUGGCAGAGGUUUUGAACAUAUCAGGUGCACCAAACAAUGGUACGCGGGGUAGUUUGCACUAUAUUCUGAGGUCAAGUAAACCUCUACCUACGCCAAAUAUGUCAGUUGUUAGAAACUGCCGAACCGGUGAUGCGGGAGCGUUGUUGCCUUGCGGAUGCAACAACAUUCAUAACCGUGUUAGUUCAGAUGUACUUUUAGACCAGGACGACAGUGCGUUUCCGUUUGGGAAACCAGCACAUACAAAUGAUUCGUCAUGCAUGCUUCACCAAAAGGGUUUCUCAGUCGCCUUUAGUCAUACGUUUAGUGGCCCAGUCAUGUUAGCGACGACGCUAAAUAAACAGUCGCAAAUUAUAAGAGCUGGUUCGGAUCUGUGUAUAUUAAACGACACCCGUGUGCCACCAACUGUUGAUCUAUGUUCCACUACUACGAAUUAUUCAGAUGUAAAACUAUUCCCGCUUCUAGGAAAAGUUGCCGAGUUGGCAAGCGAUGCAUACCUGACAUCAUCAGUGGUCCCUCUUUUUACUGGAUUCCAUGAUGGAAUAUGGAAGUACCUGUUUGAACUGCUCACAGAUUACAAGACACGUUAUGGUAACAUCAGCUUUACAGUGGGGACAAUUUACGAUUAUAACAAUGAUGGGUUGUGGGAAGGAAUCAUCAAUAAAACAAGGUACUUGGACACAGAUGGUGUUCUUCCUAUCCCAUCACAUAUCUAUGCAAUACUUAUCAAGUGCAAAGACACCGAAGAACAACUGCCAUGUGGUGGAAAUAUUGACAUACUUCCAUUUAUACUACAAAACUUGAAAGAUGCUCCCAAUUGUUUGAAACCCGAUGUUUACUUAAAGGACAAUGUAGCAAGGAUAAGAGACAUAGAAUUACUGACAGGUCUACAGUUUAUGACUUCAUUUAAUGUUUCCACUGCUGCUAGACUGAGGACAUUUCUACCUGAAGAUAUCUGGGAAACUUCUGUACUACGUACAUGGGAAGACGAACAAUGUCCACACCAAGAUUUGUGCCAAUCUGAUUACAAGCCUACGAUACUGAUCUCGCUGGAUGGAUUUCGUGCGGAUUAUCUGUUGAGAAACAUGACCCCAACGAUUUCUAAACUGAGCAAGUGCGGUGUACAUGCACCUUAUAUGAGAUCAGUUUAUCCAACAAAAACUUUUCCGAACCACUACAGUAUUGUCACUGGAUUAUAUCCAGAAUCUCACGGGAUUAUAGACAACAACAUGUACGAUAUGGAAAUAGGAAAACGUUUCUAUUUAGGUAGUAACACAUCAGGUGACCCAAGAUGGUGGGGUGGCGAACCGAUAUGGCUUACUGCCAAACGACAAGGUCUCAAAACGGCGACAUACUUUUGGCCUGGGUCUGACGUUAAAAUUCAAGGAGAGUAUCCAGAUAUCUUUAAGAAAUAUGAUGGAUCAGUUACGUAUUCUUCUCGUGUACGUGAUGUCAUUUCCUGGAUGUCGCUGCCGGAAGGAGAGAGACCAGAUUUCAUCACCCUGUAUUUUGAUGAACCAGAUUUAGCCGGACAUAAACAUGGUCCAAGUGAUGAAGCAGAGAUUGGUGCAACUUUAGCACGUGUAGACGAAACCAUUGGUGAACUGAUGGAUGGCUUGUUUUCUAGGAAGCUACAUCAUUGCGUAAACCUUGUUAUUACUGCUGACCAUGGAAUGGAUGAUGUAAGUUGCAAAAAGAUUGUUCGCCUCAGUCAUUACGUUGACAACGACUACCUGAGAGGCAACUUUUACAUUUGGGAGGGACCAUUUGGCAGAAUAGCGAAUAAGUACCGUUACAAUUCAACUGUACGGGACAUAUGGCCAGCUGACAACCCAGAGCCUUAUGAUGAUCUGCUGUCAAAUAUAACGUGUGCAAGUCCUCACAUGAAUGUGUACCAGAAGACGUCACUUCCUGUUCGUCAUCAUUAUACAAACAACGAUAGAAUUGACGACACAAUAUUAGAUGUUGAAACAGGAUGGCUUGUUACUCGGAGCUAUGUCAGGAGUUGUUGGGGCGGUAACCAUGGAUACGAUAAUAUUUACAAAAGCAUGGAGGCGUUAUUCCUUGCUUAUGGUCCCGCAUUUAAAUGGAAUCAGACAAUCGAUCCAUUUGAAAACAUCGAACUUUAUAACAUGUUUACUGAAAUUCUAAAUAUUACUGCUGCCCCUAACAAUGGAACUGUGGGAUCUCUGAACCAUAUUCUUAAGGAGCCAGUGAAUGUUAAACGUGAAGAACAGUAUGAAGAAUAUGAAAACUCUUCAUCUAAAUAUAGAAGUGCGGACGAAUAUGUUUUCUUCGUGAAGUCACUAAAUUGUGCUGGAAACUGUUCAUCUUUGUCUGUUAAUGAGAUAAAGAAUAUCUACACGGCCUUAUCUGAACCUCGACCAAAUAGAAAUCAUACCCCACUUGGACAGCCAAAGCUUGAUGCAAAUUCAUUUCGGUAUAGGAAUGUGACGCUACUCAGUUAUGAGGACUCUGUGUUGGCGUAUGAUAAACAGUUGGAGAUACCAGUCUGGGUAUCACAAACAUUGAACGGAUCACAAGUCACGGGUCCAAGGGAAAUUGGGAAUUGUUAUAUACCAGACCCGAGAAUACAGAAUCAGUCUACAAAUAUGUGUGAUUCCAGUCAAGAUGUAAUGCACACGCUAUUAAACGAGUAUUUCCAGACAGACCGUAGUAGUUCUACCUUUCUAUCACCAGGUCUAACUAGAAUGAAGUCUUCGUUUUAUGGAAAUAUUUGGAAACCAGUUAUGAAUUUCAUCAUUAAGAAAAUAUUACCUAAUGAGGAUGUGAACGUUUUGCUAGGACCAGCAUUUGACAAUGACCAUAACAGUUUGCCAGAUAGUGUAAACAUAAGUCUUCCAAGCCAUUACUUCAUCAUCCUAACAAACUGUAUGGAGACGAGCAAGAAGAUUGAUACUUGUGAGAAAUACCACAUUGAAUCAUAUAUCAUUCCUCACCUUGAUCAUACUAGAAUAUGUAAGGACAUUGACACAUUCUUGAAAGAAAACGAAGCGAGGGUUCGUGAUGUUGAAUUGCUUACAGGACUUGGACUUUUAUCAGCAGUACCGUUUGAUGUUGCCGUCCGGUUGAGAACCUUGUUACCACUUAAUUUUGGAUAGCUUUACUUACACUUCAAAGUGUAUAUGAGUGUAAAACGUGAAUUUGUACGUUCAACAUUUACUAUUCAUUUCAGAUAUGUACUCCAAUAUUUCUUGUGUUCUGCAUGAAUCGAGUUGUUUUAUCAGUAUAUGUAGAAAGACGUUUAUAUGAUCAGUAUCUGUGAUGAAUCUGCACUGAACAUACCACAUCAAAUCAAAAAGAAUCCAUGUCAUGAUUUCUUCAAUGAUUUUCUUUCAUUCAACAAAUUGUAAAUUAGAAUAUUCAGUGAUGCCUUGUUCAUUCUAGUAACUGUUUUCUACUCUAGUUUCAAUUAUCGCGUUUCUGUAAUUUUGCUUGACACAAGCAAUUCUCAUUUAUUAUUGUAUCAGAUGACACCAUCCCACUUCUAUAUCGAUUCAGUUUCGUGUAUUUCAUUUGAUAUUUUAAUACAUCAGAUACCAGAUAUACUACAUAUCCAUUGAUAUCUUUUGUUCAAAUAAAACUGUGAUUUAUAUGAAUAAAGUUCAUAUCAUU
This is a messenger RNA of Mercenaria mercenaria, 7422 nucleotides long. RefSeq lists its product as uncharacterized. The transcript is spliced from 55 exons. The coding region runs from base 111 to 6908 and encodes 2265 amino acids. The record is from RefSeq and is a predicted model, not a curated record. Gene Ontology annotation, molecular function: metal ion binding; hydrolase activity; nucleic acid binding. Lineage: Eukaryota; Metazoa; Mollusca; Bivalvia; Venerida; Veneridae.